ACCAAUCACAGGGCAGCCCUUACCUAUAUAUAAGUGGGUCAGCUCGGAGCUCGCUUAUUCGCGAGUCCGCGGCGUCCUCUAGUGACUUCUCGCUGUCGCUGCUGUACCGUCCCUUCGCUGCCAUGUCCGAGACGGCACCCGCCGCUCCCGCUGCCCCGGCCCCUGCGGAGAAGACCCCGGCCAAGAAAAAGGGCAAGAGGGCUUCGGCCGCCGGGGGAGCGCGGCGCAAGGCCGCGGGGCCGCCGGUGUCGGAGCUGAUCACGAAAGCCGUGAGCGCCUCCAAGGAGCGCAAUGGCGUGUCCCUGGCCGCCCUGAAGAAGGCGCUGGCGGCCGCCGGCUACGACGUGGACAAGAACAACAGCCGCAUCAAGCUGGGGCUCAAGAGCCUGGUGAGCAAGGGCACCCUGGUGCAGACUAAGGGCACUGGCGCCUCUGGAUCCUUCAAGCUGAACAAGAAGGCCCCGGCGGCCGACACGAAGGCUAAGGCCAAGAAGCCGGCCUCGGCCAAGACCAAGAAGGCUGCGGGCGCUGCCAAGAAGCCCAAGAAGGCGACGGGGGCCGCGGGCGCCAAGAAGAGCGUGAAGAAGAGCCCGAAGAAAGCCAAGAAGCCGGCGGCCGCCAAGAAAGCGGCCAAGAGCCCGAAGAAGGCCAAGGCGGCCAAGCCCAAGAAGGUGGCCAAGAGCCCCGCUAAGGCCAAGGCGGCCAAGCCCAAGAAGGUGGCCAAGCCCAAGACAGCUAAGCCCAAAGCCGCCAAAAGCAAGAAGGCGGCAGCCAAGAAGUAGAGCUAGCCCUCGAAACUUGUCACACCCAAAGGCUCUUUUCAGAGCCACCCACUCCCCUCAGAAAAAGAGCUGAGCCCUCCGAAAUGCAGGUCCUCAGACGAAUUAGUUACAAGUUACAAUCACCAUCCAGAUUGUACCUCUAAUUUUAAAAAAUGAAAUGAAUAAACCUAAAAUAAUGAAAUAUCAA
Messenger RNA from Dromiciops gliroides (monito del monte), 969 nucleotides. RefSeq names its product histone H1.4-like. Gene Ontology annotation, molecular function: DNA binding; structural constituent of chromatin. Lineage: Eukaryota; Metazoa; Chordata; Mammalia; Microbiotheria; Microbiotheriidae. The transcript has a single exon. Gene Ontology annotation, cellular component: nucleosome. Gene Ontology annotation, biological process: nucleosome assembly. The record is from RefSeq and is a predicted model, not a curated record. The coding region runs from base 123 to 782 and encodes 219 amino acids.